CACCCUAAACGGCCGCAUCAAUUCCUUCCUCCCUGUGAAAGCUUCCACUUCCGCAGCAGCGGCCGGCGGCGGCGAGUCGAGGAGCCGGAGGGCGGCGCACGUGGGGGAGAGAUGGAGUACAGGAGAGCCAAGGACCAGGAGAGCGAUGGCAUAUCUCAGAAGGACGUAGAAAGCCUUGAUCUGAGGUCUCUGUCUCAUACUUCAGCAACAUCGAGUCUUAGCACUGCAGGAGGGCCAAAGGGAAAGAAUACUUGGAAGCUCAAGUCCAUUGUUACACUUGCAUUGACACUACUAACAAGUUCCCAGGCAAUAUUGAUUGUGUGGUCGAAAAGAGCUGGAAAGUAUGAAUAUAGUGUCACAACAGCAAAUUUUUCGGUGGAAUUUUUGAAAUGUCUAUUAUCGUUUCUAGCCUUGUACAGAACAUGGAACUGUCAAGGCAUUACCGAAGAUAAUAGGUUAACUACAUCAUUCGAUGAAGUUAGUGUUUACCCCAUUCCUGCUAUACUUUACAUGGUGAAGAACUUAUUGCAGUAUUAUAUCUUUGCAUAUGUGGAUGCACCAGCUUACCAGAUCCUGAAAAACCUGAAUAUUAUCAGCACCGGUAUCUUAUACCGUAUCAUUCUAAAGAAAAAGUUGAGUGAAAUUCAGUGGGCUGCAUUUAUUCUCUUAUGUGCUGGUUGCACUACUGCUCAGCUCAAUCCCUCGUCAGAUCAUGUUCUUCAGACCCCUAUUCAAGGUUGGAUGAUGGCAAUUGUGAUGGCUCUUUUAAGUGGUUUUGCUGGUGUAUAUACAGAAGCUAUUAUCAAGAAACGUCCUUCAAGAAAUAUUAACGUGCAGAAUUUUUGGCUAUACAUUUUUGGGAUGCUCUUCAACUUAGUUGCAAUUUGUGUUCAGGACUUUGAUGCUGUGAUUAAUAAAGGCUUUUUUCAUGGCUACUCAUCUAUUACAAUUCUGAUGAUUCUUAACCACGCGCUCAGUGGAAUUGCUGUAUCAAUGGUGAUGAAGUAUGCUGACAAUAUUGUCAAGGUGUAUUCUACUUCAGUUGCAAUGCUUCUUACAGCAAUCAUAUCCGUCUUCUUAUUCAGCUUCCAUCUAUCCCUUGCGUUCUUCCUUGGAUCCACGGUUGUUUCUGUCUCUGUGUAUCUGCACUCCGUUGGGAAACCUCAGCAGCAGAAAUAGAUAUCCUCCCCCCGCGCAGCAGAAAUAGUGUUUUGUUCAUCCGUGGUGGCACCAUCCAUGCUGCAUCCUGGAAUGAUUUGAGUAGCGAUGCAAGGCCGUUGCCUAAAAGAGAUGGGAUUCAUUCUUGAUCGUCAAUGUUCUGCGAUCAAGUUCUGAUGGAGUUAACUCUGAUACACCAACGUCGGCGUGGCCUUGAAGCACCGAAUUGACGCCAAACGUUGACAUGUGCAGCUUCAGUACUUCUAAACUGUAAGGCACGCAGCUCUUCUUCUAUGUGACCUGUAAGGCUGUAACGAAUAUAUUUUCAGCUCCCUUAGGUGUGGAGGGGACUUUCUUUUUGCGGGUAAGGGGACUAUUUUGGAACCUGUUUAACCACACCCAUUGUCCCAGCGGAGAAGGUACGGUGACAAGGGUUUUCUUCCUACCCUUCUUUGCCGUGUGUGCCAUAGAAAAUAUAAGCUUUUUUUUUCCAGCUUUA
This is a messenger RNA of Panicum hallii, 1657 nucleotides long. Its product is annotated as CMP-sialic acid transporter 2. Gene Ontology annotation, cellular component: Golgi membrane. NCBI's taxonomy places the organism in Eukaryota, Viridiplantae, Streptophyta, Magnoliopsida, Poales, Poaceae. The record is from RefSeq and is a predicted model, not a curated record. The transcript has 15 exons. Gene Ontology annotation, molecular function: pyrimidine nucleotide-sugar transmembrane transporter activity. The coding region runs from base 112 to 1179 and encodes 355 amino acids. Gene Ontology annotation, biological process: pyrimidine nucleotide-sugar transmembrane transport.